This is a messenger RNA of Cucumis melo (muskmelon), 1178 nucleotides long. Its product is annotated as inositol monophosphatase. Gene Ontology annotation, molecular function: inositol monophosphate 1-phosphatase activity. Lineage: Eukaryota; Viridiplantae; Streptophyta; Magnoliopsida; Cucurbitales; Cucurbitaceae. The record is from RefSeq and is a predicted model, not a curated record. The transcript has 12 exons. Gene Ontology annotation, biological process: signal transduction; phosphatidylinositol phosphate biosynthetic process; inositol metabolic process. The coding region runs from base 217 to 1023 and encodes 268 amino acids.
ACAAAUUAUUCCCAUGAACGAAAUAAAUAAAGAAUAAACUAAAACUAAAACUAUAUAAAGUAGAAAUCUUUUCAAGAACAGUUAUCAGAAUUUCUGUAGCCACUUUUCUCCUUCACAUGUUUCUUCUUUCUUCUGUUUGAUCGAAUCAUCACACUCUGAUCUCCUCUCUCCUUACUGCAACCUUUCUUGGGAAGAUAAAACAUCAAAGAAGCAAUAAUGGCGGAAAAUGUGUCUCUCGAGGAAUACCUUGCAACUGCAGUAGCUGCCGCCAAGAAAGCUGGAGAGAUAAUUCGUAAGGGAUUCUAUCUGACAAAGAAUAUUGAGCACAAAGGCCAGGUUGAUUUGGUCACCGAAACUGACAAGGCUUGUGAAGAUUUAAUAUUUAAUCAUCUCAAGGAGCAUUAUCCCUCACACAAGUUCAUUGGAGAAGAAACAACUGCUGCUUAUGGUCAUACUGAGUUAACUGAUGAACCAACAUGGAUUGUUGAUCCUCUUGAUGGAACAACUAACUUUGUUCAUGGGUUUCCUUUUGUGUGUGUUUCUAUUGGUUUGACCAUUGGAAAGGUUCCCACAGUUGGAGUUGUCUACAAUCCAAUCAUUGAUGAGCUUUUUACUGGAAUUCGAGGAAAAGGUGCCUUUCUUAAUUGUAGGCCUAUAAAAGUAUCCUCUCAAGAUGAAUUGUUGAAGUCUCUUCUUGCAACUGAGGUAGGAACCAAACGUGACAAGUUGACUGUAGAUGCUACCACAGAUAGAAUUAAUCGUUUACUUUUAAAGGUGAGAUCAGUCCGGAUGAGUGGUUCCUGUGCACUGAACCUCUGUGGAGUAGCAUGUGGAAGGAUCGAUAUAUUUUUCGAAACCGGUUUUGGAGGCCCAUGGGAUGUUGCUGGCGGUGCCGUGAUUGUUACAGAAGCUGGUGGACUCGUGUUUGAUCCCUCUGGAAAGGAUUUUGACAUAACAUCUCAGAGAGUGGCAGCUUCCAACCCUCUUAUAAAGGAUGCGUUCGUUGAGGUUUUGAAGCUGUAAGAAUGUGAUGAAGACUUGGGAAAAUUCAUGAGAUCUUGAACAUUUUAUAUGUUGGAUUUCUUUUUCUUCUCUUUUCAUUGCUUCUACUAUUCAAGUAGGAUGUGGAUGUGAUACUAAAUUAUUAAUAUCACUGAUUCUUGAUGAUUAUUCACUCA